Sinocyclocheilus grahami is the source of this 1210-nucleotide messenger RNA. RefSeq names its product tetraspanin-1-like. The record is from RefSeq and is a predicted model, not a curated record. The coding region runs from base 1 to 924 and encodes 307 amino acids. NCBI's taxonomy places the organism in Eukaryota, Metazoa, Chordata, Actinopteri, Cypriniformes, Cyprinidae. The transcript has 9 exons. Gene Ontology annotation, cellular component: plasma membrane.
AUGGCACUCCUCAAAAGCUGUACCAAUAUAGACAAAGAUGUACCUUUUGAAAAGCUGGCAGGAGCAGCUAUUCUGGGUGUGGGGAUCUGGGUGAAGGUGGACAGUGGGUCUAUCCUGAGUUUUCUGCAGAAUACACAAGGAGCUCCAGGUGAGCUGGGGCAGGUGUUGAACGUGGGAUACCUCCUCAUCGCAGUGGGUGCUGUGCUGCUCAUCCUGGGCUUCCUGGGCUGCUUUUUUGUUGUGCAGCUGGCAGGAGCAGCUAUUCUGGGUGUGGGGAUCUGGGUGAAGGUGGACAGUGGGUCUAUCCUGAGUUUUCUGCAGAAUACACAAGGAGCUCCAGGUGAGCUGGGGCAGGUGUUGAACGUGGGAUACCUCCUCAUCGCAGUGGGUGCUGUGCUGCUCAUCCUGGGCUUCCUGGGCUGCUGUGGAGCGAUCAAAGAAAGCAGGUGUAUGUUGCUGCUGUUCUUCAUCAUUAUUCUGAUUGUGUUCAUUGCUGAAGUCGCUGGAGCGAUUGUGCUGCUGGUCUUUAAGCCUCUGGCUGAAAACCUGAUAAAACAGAUGGGAAGCGAAGUUGUGAAAAGCAUGAAAAACGAUUAUGGGAAAAAUAAGGACGUCACUGGACUAUGGAACACGACCAUGACCACGCUGAAGUGCUGUGGAUUCAACAACUAUACAGACUUCACAAAUUCUUACUUUGUGAACGACACCAAGAGUUACCCAGUUCAGUGCUGUAAUAAAGUUCCAUGCACUGAGAUCACAGCUUUUCAUUCGACUAUACCAGGUUGUUUCCCAGCACUGAAGAAGCUGGUAGAUGAUAAUGCAGUUAUCCUCAUAGCUGUAGCACUGGGAAUCGCUGUUCUUGAGCUUGCAGCGAUGAUUGUCUCCAUGAUCCUGUAUUGUAAAACAGGAUCAAAACAGGUUUAAUGUCUCACCUUUAGCUUGAAUAUCUCUCUGAUGACUCCUCUGGGUUACUGAGGACAAGGUGGAUCAUCUGUGAUAAUAUCACUGUGACAUUUUGAAUUGUAUUUAACAAUAUGACAUUACAAAUCCCUCUGGGCGUCCACAAAAAAAGAAAAAGUAAAUUCAGACUGUUAAGCCUAAACUUUGACUGCAAACAUGAGUUUUGAGAGAUCCCAUUGUACCGUACUUAUGUUAAAAUGAGCUGUUUAAGCUGUUUUAAUGUUUAAUGUAGGCCUAUCUGAUUGUUUUU